Phragmites australis (common reed) is the source of this 1338-nucleotide messenger RNA. Its product is annotated as protein spotted leaf 11-like. Gene Ontology annotation, cellular component: nucleus; cytoplasm. Lineage: Eukaryota; Viridiplantae; Streptophyta; Magnoliopsida; Poales; Poaceae. The record is from RefSeq and is a predicted model, not a curated record. The transcript has a single exon. Gene Ontology annotation, molecular function: protein binding. The coding region runs from base 226 to 1209 and encodes 327 amino acids.
GUAGAAACAUUCAACACCAUAACAAGACAAGAACCUUCAAAAACACGCGCCCGCCCGGAGAAAUUACGUCCAACUCGCCGCUUUCCUCCCGCGUGCUGCCACCUGCCGCACCCGCGAUCCACCAACCGACAAAAGCGAACCCAAGUUUUACGGACAACUCCAGAACCGGAUCUACCACUCGCAGACACGCAACGCAACCUCCGAUCCUCCCAAGCGACGACAGCGAUGGAAGUGAAGCUGCACACGGCACGGACCCUCGUCGGCCGCCUGCGUGGCGCCGCCGCCGCGCACGACGGGGCCGCGACGGCCUCCGCGGUGGCCGAGAUCCGCCUCGUCUCCAAGGACGACCCGGAGAUCCGCGCGCCGCUCGCGGACGCGGGCGCCGUGCCCUUCCUCUCCGCUCAGCUCACAACGGGGCCGUCCGCCGCCUCGGUGGACGCCGCGGCCGCACUCCUCAACAUCUCCAUCUCCGCUCGGGAGGAGCUCAUGUCCACCCCGGGCCUGCUCGACGCGCUCACGGCCGCGCUCCGCACCGACGCCGCGCACCACGCCGCCGCGACCGUCCACAGUCUCCUCUGCGUCGAUGCCUACCGGGCCACCAUAGGCGCCAAGCGGCCGCUCCUCGCGGCGCUCGUCUCACUCCUCCGCGCCCCGCCCAGCACCCGCGCGACCAAGGACGCCCUCAAGGCGCUCUUCGGCGUCGCGCUCUACCCGCCCAACCGCGCCACGCUCGUCGGGCUCGGCGUCGUGCAGGCCCUCUUCGCACUUGUCAUGACGGACGGUCGUAGCGGGAUCAUCGAGGACGUCACCGCCGUCAUCGCGCAGGUCGCCGGGUGCGCGGAGAGCCUGGAGGCGUUCAGGUGGAUGUCCGGGGUGCGGAUCCUCCUCGACCUUGUCGAGCCUGGGGGCGCGGCGACACCGAGGGCGAGGGAGAACGCGGCGGCCGCGCUGCUCAACCUCGUCGUGGCCGGCGGCGAGCGGGCCGUGACCGAGGUGAUCGCGGUCGGUGGCGCCGAGGACGCCGUGCGGGAGCUGGCCGAGGACAGUGCGGCGAGCCCGAGGGGGAAGGCGAAGGCAGAGGCGCUGCUGCGGGCGCUAGAGGGCACCGGCGCGAGGAAGCGGGAGCACCGGCUCGCCGAUUUCUUGAACGGGCUGGUGCAGUCGGACCCGUACAUCUCGUCGCCGGCGUCGGCGUCGACGCAGGGGUAGGCUGACGUAUUGAGUUUGACCGUCCACGUACGUACGUGUGUCUUGUACAAAACUAGUACCGUAUGUAGUAUGUAGCUUGGCUAAAAAUACAUUUUUGUUGGUUGAUGAGAAUAUUAUAGUUUUCUAGCA